UCUUUUUUGGCUCAUUGGGUCUUUGCAAAUGUCACAAGAUUCUUCUCCCCAGGAGGAGAUAAAGGCCGCGAUUGAGCAGUGGCGUUGGUCAGAAAUGCAAGGCCUUGAGCUCCUCUCCGCCUCCUCCUCUCCUCCUCGCUCUGCCCUCCCCCACCCUCCAGCGGCGGCAGACCCCAAUUCGGCGCUCGAAUCAGCAGCUUCGGCCCGACAGAGCGUGCCCACAAAGGCAGGAGAAAUGGAUGCCGCCAAUACAGCUGCUGCUUGUGCCGGUGAUGGUGCUGCUGGUGCCGGUGCUGUUGUUUCUUCUUCUUCGUCGUCGUCGUCGUCAGCUGAGCACAAAAGGGAUGGCGGCAGCAGCAGCAGUGUUGCGGGUGGCGACGGCGAAGAGAAGCCGAAAGAUGUUCCUGCGGUUGGGUUCGGCGAGCUGUUCAGAUUCGCGGAUGGGUUGGAUUAUGUGCUGAUGGGGAUUGGGUCUCUGGGGGCGCUCGUACAUGGGUGUUCUCUGCCUCUCUUCUUGAGGUUCUUCGCCGAUCUCGUCAAUUCCUUCGGGUCCAAUGCCAACGACAUGGAUAAGAUGAUGCAGGAAGUCUUGAAGUACGCAUUUUACUUUCUGGUGGUGGGUGCUGCGAUAUGGGCUUCUUCAUGGGCAGAGAUAUCAUGCUGGAUGUGGACCGGGGAGAGGCAAUCGACCAAGAUGAGGAUCAAGUAUCUGGAAGCUGCCCUGAACCAAGACAUAGAGUACUUCGACACGGAGGUUCGCACCUCCGACGUCGUCUAUGCCAUCAACACCGACGCCGUCAUGGUCCAGGACGCCAUUAGCGAGAAGCUGGGGAAUUUCCUACAUUACAUGGGGACGUUCGUCUCCGGCUUUGUGGUGGGAUUCACGGCCGUGUGGCAGCUGGCUCUGGUCACCCUCGCCGUGGUCCCUCUAAUCGCCGUCAUUGGCGGGAUCCACACCACCACUCUGGCCAAGCUCUCCGCCAAGACCCAAGACGCUCUCUCGCAAGCUGGGAAUAUCGUCGAACAGACGGUGGUGCAAAUACGAGUCGUUUUGGGCUUCGUGGGGGAGUCGAGAGCACUCCAAGCGUAUUCCACUGCUCUGAGGAGAGCGCAGAGGACCGGAUAUCGAACCGGGUUUGCCAAAGGAAUGGGUUUGGGCGCCACCUACUUCGUCGUCUUCUGCUGCUACGCCCUCCUUCUCUGGUACGGUGGUUACCUCGUCCGCCACCACUUCACCAACGGCGGCCUUGCCAUAUCCACCAUGUUCGCCGUCAUGAUUGGUGGCCUUGCAUUGGGGCAAUCGUUGCCGAGCAUGGGGGCGUUCGCCAAGGCGAGGGUUGCGGCUGCAAAGAUUUUCCGAAUAAUCGACCACGAGCCAAGCAUCGAUAGGAAUGGUGAGUCGGGUUUGGAGCUUGACUCGGUGACGGGACUGGUGGAGCUGAAGAAGGUGGAUUUCUCGUACCCGUCGAGGCCAGACGUUCGGAUACUCAACAACUUCUCUCUCACUGUGCCUGCCGGGAAGACGAUUGCUUUGGUUGGCAGCAGCGGGUCUGGUAAAAGCACGGUUGUUUCGCUGAUUGAGAGAUUUUACGAUCCCACUUCUGGGCAAGUCAUGCUGGAUGGGCAUGACAUAAAGACACUGAAGUUGAGAUGGCUGAGGGAGCAAAUAGGGCUAGUAAGCCAAGAACCAGCUCUUUUCGCGACCACCAUCAAAGAGAACAUCUUGUUAGGCCGGCCCAACGCAAGCCAGGUCGAGAUCGAAGAGGCGGCCAGAGUCGCCAAUGCACAUUCCUUCAUCGUCAAGCUCCCAGAUGGCUUCGAUACACAGGUUGGGGAAAGAGGGCUACAGCUCUCAGGAGGGCAGAAGCAGAGGGUAGCCAUAGCGAGAGCGAUGCUGAAAAACCCAGCAAUAUUACUCCUAGAUGAGGCUACAAGUGCAUUGGACUCGGAGUCAGAGAAGCUUGUGCAGGAAGCCCUUGAUAGGUUCAUGAUUGGAAGAACGACCCUUGUGAUUGCCCAUCGCCUCUCCACCAUUUGCAAGGCUGACCUUGUGGCUGUACUUCAGCAAGGAAGUGUCACUGAGCUCGGAACCCAUGAUGAGCUCUUCGCCAAAGGAGAAAACGGAGUUUAUGCCAAACUUAUCCGAAUGCAGGAGAUGGCUCAUGAAACCGCCCUUAAUAAUGCAAGAAAGAGUAGUGCAAGGCCCUCCAGUGCAAGAAACUCCGUGAGCUCCCCCAUUAUUGCACGGAAUUCAUCAUAUGGAAGAUCACCAUAUUCUCGUCGCCUAUCAGACUUCUCAACCUCUGAUUUCAGUCUUUCUCUUGAUGCAUCUUACCCAAAUUAUAGGCUUGAGAAGCUUGCUUUCAAGGAGCAAGCCAGUUCCUUUUGGCGUCUUGCUAAAAUGAAUUCCCCCGAAUGGGUUUAUGCUUUAGUUGGGUCCAUAGGCUCUGUCGUUUGCGGCUCCCUCAGUGCCUUCUUCGCCUAUGUUCUAAGUGCUGUCAUGAGUGUCUACUACAACCCGGACCAUGCUUAUAUGAUUAGGGAGAUUGCAAAGUACUGCUAUCUACUGAUUGGUCUUUCAUCGGCCGCGCUUCUCUUCAACACCCUGCAACAUUUCUUUUGGGAUAUUGUUGGAGAGAACCUCACUAAACGGGUGAGGGAGAAAAUGCUGGCAGCGGUGCUAAAGAAUGAAAUGGCAUGGUUUGAUCAGGAGGAAAAUGAGAGUGCAAGGAUUGCAGCAAGGCUAUCUCUUGAUGCCAACAAUGUCAGGUCGGCGAUCGGAGACCGCAUAUCAGUGAUUGUGCAGAACACAGCCCUCAUGCUUGUUGCCUGCACUGCAGGUUUUGUCCUGCAGUGGCGCCUUGCCCUUGUCCUCAUUGCUGUCUUUCCAGUGGUCGUUGCAGCUACUGUUUUGCAGAAAAUGUUCAUGACUGGCUUUUCGGGAGACCUUGAAGCUUCCCAUGCUAAGGCCACACAACUAGCUGGCGAAGCAAUAGCCAAUGUAAGGACAGUUGCGGCCUUCAAUUCUGAAGCGCAAAUUGUGGGUCUUUUCUCCUUCAACCUUCAAACUCCGCUUCGGCGCUGUUUCUGGAAGGGACAGAUCGCUGGAAGUGGAUAUGGGGUGGCCCAGUUUGCACUCUAUGCUUCAUAUGCUCUUGGCCUUUGGUAUGCUUCAUGGCUUGUGAAGCAUGGGAUCUCUGAUUUUUCCAAGACGAUACGUGUCUUCAUGGUUCUCAUGGUCUCUGCCAAUGGAGCGGCAGAAACAUUAACUCUUGCUCCUGACUUCAUCAAGGGCGGUCGAGCCAUGAGAUCGGUAUUUGAACUGCUUGACCGGAAAACUGAGAUUGACCCUGAUGAUCCAGAUGCUACUCCAGUCCCUGAUCGCCUCCGUGGGGAAGUCGAGUUCAAGCAUGUGGAUUUCUCUUAUCCAUCCCGUGCUGAUGUGCCGAUCUUCCGUGAUUUGACUUUCCGAGCCCGUGCAGGAAAGACCCUUGCGCUUGUAGGCCCCAGUGGAUGUGGCAAGAGCUCGGUCAUUGCACUGAUCCAGAGGUUCUACGAGCCAAGCUCCGGGCGGGUCAUGAUUGACGGCAAGGACAUUAGGAAGUACAAUCUCAAGUCCCUACGGCGACACAUUGCGAUGGUUCCUCAGGAGCCAUGCCUUUUCGCUACCACCAUUUACGAGAACAUUGCAUAUGGGCAUGAAUCGGCCAAUGAGGCCGAGAUUGUGGAGGCUGCGACCCUAGCCAAUGCCCACAAGUUCAUAUCAGCGCUUCCUGAAGGAUACAAGACAUUUGUCGGUGAGAGAGGAAUUCAACUCUCUGGAGGAGAGAAGCAGAGGAUAGCCGUUGCUCGAGCGCUCGUGAGAAAAGCAGACAUAAUGCUGCUCGAUGAGGCGACCAGCGCGCUAGAUGCCGAGUCGGAGAGAUCUGUACAGGAGGCAUUGGACCGUGCUUGUGCUGGGAAGACAACCAUCGUGGUGGCCCACCGACUAUCGACCAUCAGGAAUGCCCAUGUCAUUGCGUUGAUCGAUGAUGGGAAAGUGGCAGAGCAAGGUUCGCAUUCGCAUCUACUGAAAAACUAUCCAGAUGGGUGCUAUGCAAGGAUGAUACAGCUACAGAGAUUCACUCACAGCGAGGUGAUCGGAAUGACGUCAGGCUCAAGCUCUUCGAGGCCGAAGGAAGAUGGGGAAAGAGAGGGCUGAUGAGUUUUGAUACCCAAGGGGAAUUUCUUUAUACCCCAUCAUAUGUUUUUGGAACUCUUUUUGGUUUUUUGGGGUUGAUCUCGUAUAGUAUAGUGAUGUGUAUCAUUAUCUAAUUGUUCUUAGCUAUAUAUGUUCUCACCAAUAUCUGAAAAA
This is a messenger RNA of Syzygium oleosum, 4354 nucleotides long. Its product is annotated as ABC transporter B family member 1. The coding region runs from base 29 to 4201 and encodes 1390 amino acids. Gene Ontology annotation, cellular component: membrane. The record is from RefSeq and is a predicted model, not a curated record. NCBI's taxonomy places the organism in Eukaryota, Viridiplantae, Streptophyta, Magnoliopsida, Myrtales, Myrtaceae. The transcript has 10 exons. Gene Ontology annotation, molecular function: ABC-type transporter activity; ATP hydrolysis activity; ATP binding. Gene Ontology annotation, biological process: transmembrane transport.